Molecule: messenger RNA, 2124 nt
Organism: Haliotis rubra (blacklip abalone)
Lineage: Eukaryota; Metazoa; Mollusca; Gastropoda; Lepetellida; Haliotidae
Exons: 7
Coding region: 356-1237 (293 amino acids)
Source: RefSeq, a predicted model, not a curated record
ACACGAUCGGGAUAAACUACAGCGUACCUAUCAGUUCUCUCCAGACGAUUUGUUUAGCCUUAAUAUUUGUAUCAAUUCAUUUAUACGUAUCUGAGAAAUCCGAUCUUGCGGGAACGCCGCCGUGGCACGCGUCCCAGAGAGCGACUUCCAUAUUUAGCGCAGGCACACGUCCACGUGACUAGCUCUGUAGUGGAGCUAUCUUCAACGUUGUGGAGAUGAGGACUGGAUACCGUGAGCAUCUGUGAGGCAAGGAAAGUUUCAGAUCGGAGAACCAGAACCUGAACAAGCUUCCUCGCCAUGACAAAACUGAUCUCAUGAGAUUGAACCACAGUUCCGGACCAACAGCUUCUUUCAAAUGACCAUGACCUUGCCAGAUUACAUCAACAUCACUAUUGGAUUCAUCUGUGUCAAUUUGCUCAUUGGUGCUCAAGCUGUUACAGUGUACAUGAAUGAAUAUGCUCACUGUAUCACGAAGGACUUCAACUUGGAUGGGGAAAAGUACACUGUGAAUGCCAAAGGAGGAAAUUUUCGUCAUGAAACUCUGAUUUGUGAUUUGACAUUCCGAGCCCGUUCAGGACAUGGCAUCUGUAUUACAUUUGACCAGUUUCAUAUCAAUGACUGUACAGUGAAAUUGAAAAUAUUUGACAAGAACACAUCAUCAGGAAGGUCCUGGCGGACAUUAUCAUGUGGAGAUGACAGUCCAAAGCAGAUGUGCACUGGAGCUAGAUAUGUCACUGUCGACUUGACGAAGGAGAAACUCAAUAAGAAUAAAAAUUACAAUUUCCAAAUUCAUAUACAAGAGAGCAGCAGCAAUGGUGAUGGACACCUGCCUGUAGAGGACAGCAUAGGUGAUUCCUCAUUCACUGGAGAGGAUGUAUUUUUUGCAUCUAUUGGUAUAUUUGUGGCAAUCAUUGUCGGAGUCAUUGUGCUCAUCAUCAUCAUUGCGGUGGCCAUCAUCUGCUGCUGUUGUAAACGUAAGAAGCGGAAGAGAGGACCCCAGUACCAGGCAACAUCCACCUCUCCUCCACCACAGGUCCAGCCAUCAGCUCCCCCAGCACCACCAGUGCAGACAGAUUACUUCGCCAACCAGGGCAUGUAUCCCCCCAUCCCCCCUCAGUACCAUCCAUCGGAGGCCCCUCCCCCCUACAGCACUCAUGCCCCGGGGUAUGGCCAGCCUGGAUACACACCUCAAGCCAUGUACCCAGUAGACCUGGAUACCAAGCAGCCCAUGGUUUGAGGAAAUAUUUCAAGGCCGAAGAAACUCAGCUGUGCACUGUGAGGAUGUCUUGAAUAUCUGUUCAUAUAUGUGCAAUAUCCAUGACACCUAUAGCAGGACUACAUGUUUCACAUAUCUCUCAGCAGUAUUGUUUGGAUGUCAUCUUUUCUGAAGAAGAAAAUAUAUCCUAGUGAUUUCAGAGGAAGAGAACAAGAAAGAACUGAUGAUGCCACUGAUAAUGGUACAUCAGUAGACCGUCAGGGUCUUAACACUGACAAGUCUAACAACUGACAAACAGUGCUUAGCAAUCCUUUCAGAUCUAGGGUAAUUCUUACAGAUGCAGUAUGACAUAAUUAUUGAAAAUUAUAAAUUAUGUAGAUAAAUCCCAUACAUGUAGACUGGACAAAGUGGUUAAUAGACACCUCUCCCAAUCCAGACCAGUUAGCUGAAGACAGUUUAGAAUCUGUGCUGUGCCAUACUUGGCCAUCGUUAAACAGCAGUAAACUCUGACAGGAACAUGUCAGAAGAAGACAUCCCUUCGAGAUUCUACAGUUGUUUUGGAAAACUAUUUGAUGGCAUUAGUUUACAGUUCACAAAGACACAGAGGACAUCAACAGCAUGGAUGCCUGUAUAUCCAAGAUCCAUUUAUCAAGUGUGAGUAACUGUGUGGGAGGAAAUGUCGGCAUCACUUUGUAAGUGGGUAUCCCAUUAGUGAGAAAGUAAACUUGGAGCAACUGUGAUGCCUUUACAACAUACAGAACAUUCAAUGCUAAAAAUACACACACUGCAAAAGCUUUUUUCGGGAAUGAGGCACAUGGGCCUUUAAAUAUAUUUGAUCUUUUGUUCCUUUUGUGGUUAUCUGCCAUUAGCCACAGUCUAUUAUAUUACUUGAUACAAUGGCAUCUAGA